AGUGUACGGCUAUUUUAAUUCUGUAAACUGCUGCUGGAUCUGUGAUUCCUCAUGCCUUCAAGAAUUUCACCAAAGGAAGGCAUCUGGGGCUUCUUCUUCUACUGGAUCUGAAAGAGACAGCUAGUGUUAUAUUUCUUUGACCUCUAAAUUCAUGAAAAAUUAGAGAAAGAAAGAAAAAGAUGAUAGAGUUAAUGCUCAAGAAACCUUUGCUUAGUAUUGUAGUGGUGCUGAUAGUCUCUUUGUUCCUUAUUCUGUUCUCAUCAUCUUCUCCUUUCUCUGAAACCCCUUAUAGUAUUACUUCGUUCUCAGAUAGACCGGAGAUUUGGAGUCUUCGAAGGGUUGUUGAAUGGAGACCCUGCAAAUGGUGGCUUCAACAACCUCCUUCUCACAUUUGGAUUUGGUUUUUUGUGUUGAUAUGCUGCAGCUCUACCUGCUCACAGUAAUGGUUACAUUCGUGUGGAUUGCUAUGGUGGGCUCAAUCAGAUGAGAAGGGAUUUUUGCGAUGGCGUUGGGAUUGCUCGACUGCUUAAUGCAACUCUUGUUUUGCCCAAAUUUGAAGUGGCCGCAUAUUGGAAUGAAUCAAGUGGGUUUGCAGAUGUGUUUGAUGUGGAUUACUUCAUCCAAGAAAUGAAUGGCUAUGUUAAAGUAGUUAAAGAUUUGCCUGCAGAUAUUGCAUCAAAAGAACCUUUUCGAGUAGAUUGUAGCAAGAGAAAAGGCCAGUUUGAUUAUGUUGAAAGUGUACUUCCUGCUUUAUUGGAGCAUCGUUAUAUAUCUAUGACACCUGCAAUGAGUCAGAGAAGGGAUAGGUAUCCUUUACAUGGAAAGGCUGCUCUUUGUCAAGCUUGUUAUACUGCUCUGCGACUUACUAACUCUUUGGAGAAAAAGGGCCUUGAGCUUCUGCAGGCUAUACCUAAGCCCUUCCUCUCGCUGCACCUGAGGUUUGAACCUGACAUGGUUGCAUACAGCCAAUGUGAGUACUUUGGUCUUUCUUCUACCUCCUUAAAAGCUAUAGAGGCAGCACGUGCGGACCGCAAACCCUGGGCUGGAGAAGCAUCCCGUAUUUGGAGAAACCGCGGCAAGUGUCCCCUCACUCCAAAUGAGACUGCUCUCAUUCUUCAGGCUCUUUCCGUCCCUACAAACACAAAUAUAUAUUUGGCCGCUGGAGAUGGGCUUAUGGAACUUGAAGGGCUUACCUCUGUAUACACUAAUGCUGUUACAAAAUCCACCCUUCUUAGUGAUGAGGACUUCACAAGCAUGCAUGGAAACACAAAAGCUGCCCUUGAUUAUUAUGUAUCCAUUAACAGCGACUAUUACAUUGCUACGUACUUUGGGAAUAUGGAUAAGAUGGUAGCAGCAAUACGGGCUAUGAAGGGGUUGUACAAAACGCUUUUCUUAAGUAGGAGGGCUUUUGCAGUAUUCACAUCUCAAGGGCUCAGAGGGGAAAGAUUAAUGGAAGCACUGUGGAAGGCUCAUAGAGAUGAUUUUGUAAUGAGUAGGGGUUCUGCUUUAUCUGACUGCUUUUGUGAGUUCCAGUUAUAGGUAGAUUAUAAUCAUUUUUUAAAUCCUUUCAAAUUUAUGUAGUUUUGCAUCACUGAUUUGGUUUUGGGAGCAGAAAUUGUUACAUGAGAUACCUGGAUAGUCAGCAAGUUGUUUAAGUUGGAGACCACAGUUACUGUAUCUCGAAUAUUUGUAGAUCUGUCCCAGCAUGAAGGGCAUUGUUUAGCUAAUGAAUUGAACCAUGUAUUUGUUUUGAAGUGUUGCAUUUUAUUUUCUAUGUGCACGCCAAAUCUUUGCACAGUGGAAUUUGGACCA
Coffea arabica (coffee) is the source of this 1812-nucleotide messenger RNA. Its product is annotated as O-fucosyltransferase 13. NCBI's taxonomy places the organism in Eukaryota, Viridiplantae, Streptophyta, Magnoliopsida, Gentianales, Rubiaceae. Gene Ontology annotation, cellular component: cytoplasm. The record is from RefSeq and is a predicted model, not a curated record.